CAGCAGUCAUCCCUUUCAUUUCUUCGUUCGUUCUUUUUUUCAUUCUCUUCACUCUUUUUAAAUCACAUUCGUUCGAUCUGGUCUGCCGUUCAAAAUGAAGCUGCUUGCUGGUCUUGCUCUCGCCUCUAUGGCUGUUGCUGCGCCCCUGGUGGAUAAGCGCGCUCCUACUCCCUUGAACGUUGAGUUGAAGAUGCAGGGGAACUCAAAGGUCAAGGCUGUUAUCACCAAUAAUGGGAAGAGCAACUUGAAGCUUCUCAAGGUUGGAACAUUCCUUGAUACGGCUCCUGUUGAGAGGGCUCAGGUUUUUUCUGCUGAGAAAAAGACUGUCCCCUUUGACGGUGUUCGCAUCGCCCUCGACACCACCCAGCUCGAUGACACCGCCUUCCAGAGCAUACCCUCUGGAAACUCCUAUGAAGUCGAAUUCGACAUCGCCGAGUUCCACGAUCUUUCCGCCGGCGGCAAGUUCAGCGUCCUCUCAUCCGGCGCCCUAUCCUUCGCCCAGGAGAACUCCACCGAGUUGAUCGGCUCAAUUCCCUUCUACUCCAACCGUCUCGACGCCGAAGUCGACGGUCCGCAGGCCUUCUCCGUCCGCACCGCUUUCCACCAGAAGCGCGCUCAAGUGCAGAGUGAUUGUUCUGGCAGCAAGCUUCAGGUCACUCAAGCUGCCCUGUCGAACUGUGCUAGACAGGCUUCUGCUGCUCAGCAGGCUGCUUCUAACGGUCCUGCUGCGAAGGUGGAGGAGUACUUUAAGAACUCUGACGCUGCGACUCGCUCGACUGUCGCUGAUGUCUUUGCCAAGAUCGCUGCCGAGUGUGGAUCGACCAACGCUGGAGAUACUCGAUAUUACUGUACCGAUGUCUACGGCGCUUGCCAGAACGGUGUUCUUGCGUAUACUGUUCCUGGUGGAAACUACAUGGCCUACUGCGAUUUGUACUUUGAGCGUCUUCCUGCUACCACUUCAACCUGCCAUGCUCAGGAUCAGGGUAACACCAACCUGCACGAGAUGACCCAUCUUACUCAGAUCAAGGGCACUUCUGACUAUGGUGGCUAUGGAUAUAACUUCCUCCAGAGCUUGACUGCCGAGCAGAACAUCAACCACGCUGAUACCUAUGCUCUGUUCGCCAAUGCCGUCAGCCUGGGAUGUUAGAGGGCUUGCGAAGUAGAGAGAACAUAGGUGCAACUGGAGAGCUAGGGGUUGGUGGGAUUCGGGAUCAUGUAGGGCACACAAUAAAGGACGGCGUUUUGAAGGCGGAAUUUGAAUAGGCAAUCCACUAGAUUACGUGAAACAA
Fusarium verticillioides 7600 is the source of this 1289-nucleotide messenger RNA. RefSeq lists its product as hypothetical. The transcript has 2 exons. Gene Ontology annotation, molecular function: metalloendopeptidase activity. Bases 95 to 1147 code for a protein of 350 amino acids. The record is from RefSeq and is a predicted model, not a curated record. Lineage: Eukaryota; Fungi; Ascomycota; Sordariomycetes; Hypocreales; Nectriaceae. Gene Ontology annotation, biological process: proteolysis.